UAAUCAGCACGCUUUGCUCAUUAAAUUAACAUACAAAGGGGAAUAUAAUUGAUACUAAAAUCUGUAAGAUGCCUCUGAACAUUGAUCUGAAUAAGUUCCCUGUUGAAAGCGAGCAGUUUGAGGAUGCUGCUGCCCUUCUUUAUCUGAAGCACAAGCAGAUAAGUAGUAUCGGAUGUCUUGGAUCCGUUUCUUCUCUAAGUGAUGAAAAUGGCAUAGGUUAUGAUGUCGAGCUGCAACUUUCCUCUGCAUGUUUUUCUUCGGCUAGGUGCCCAUCAAGGAGGAAACGGCCAGCUAAAGUUGCUUUUGAUGAGAGCCAAUCAAGGAGGAAAUGCCCAGUUACUGUUGCCAAGGGCCCGUCAAGGAAGAAGCGACCAGCUACAGUUGCCUUUGAUGAGAGCCAAUCAAGGAGGAAACAACCAGUUACAGUUGUCAAUGAUGAGAGCUUGGAAACUGAUACUUCUCAAUCAGGUGUGCUCUGUCUGCCCAUUUAUUUUUGUAUAAUACAGCUUAUAGAAAACAUUAUUAUCGAUGAUGAUAAGUUUUUCUUAAAGAAGACAUUGGAGUCAGUG
Phalaenopsis equestris is the source of this 569-nucleotide messenger RNA. RefSeq lists its product as uncharacterized. Lineage: Eukaryota; Viridiplantae; Streptophyta; Magnoliopsida; Asparagales; Orchidaceae. The record is from RefSeq and is a predicted model, not a curated record.